Molecule: messenger RNA, 6680 nt
Organism: Amphiprion ocellaris (clown anemonefish)
Lineage: Eukaryota; Metazoa; Chordata; Actinopteri; Pomacentridae
Gene: sncaip
Product: synuclein, alpha interacting protein
Exons: 12
Coding region: 177-2918 (913 amino acids)
Molecular function (GO): ubiquitin protein ligase binding
Source: RefSeq, a predicted model, not a curated record
CCUCCAUCUCUGCUCCCAGUCUUUGUGCUCCAGGAGGCGACAGAACAACAGCUGGAUCCUCGGAACCGACCGACCCGCUAGCGGCUCCGCUAGCCGAACCAGCCCGCAGACCCACGGCUCCCCGCGGCGGUCGGACCUCCAGCAGCUGGUUGUGAGUCUGAUGAUGCUGUGUGAAGAUGGAGGCUCCUGAAUACCUGGACCUGGACGAGAUCGACUUCUCCGACGAUUCAGUGUAUUCUGUCACGUCUCUGAAGAGCAUCCCGGAGUUAUCGAGGAGGAGCGAUGGACCAGCAGAGGAACGGCCAGCUCUGGCCAUCAACUGGAGUCGCGGCGUUUCGUCCCACGGCGGUGGAGGAAUCAAACCCACGGGCCUCGCCGAGGUCCACAGUAAGUUCCGUCCGGUGAAGAGAGUCUCUCCUCUCAAACACCAGCCGGAAACCACCGACUCGGACUCAGACGGUAAAGCCCAGAACCAGGGUUUGGUUCUGGGGGAGCCAGCUGAGGGCGGCAAGGAUGAUCCUGGUUCUGAUAAACCCUCCAACGCCCCAAACCCGUCCUCUGAUGGACCGAAGCCCAAAGGUCUGGGAGGAGGAGGAGGAGGAAACCCUCAGGCUCUGUUCGGGGAGCUGGAGCACUACGACCUGGACAUGGACGAGAUCCUGGACGUUCCUUACAUCAAGUCCAGCCAGCAGAUGUCCACGCUGCCCCGGGUUCCCCACGACAAGCGCUCAGUGACGGGCAGCAACCUGGGAGGAGGAACCCUGGAGAGGAACCGGGGGGGAGGCCUGAAGGGCUCCGCUUUACCCCACAAUGAGAACCUGAGUCUGGGAGGAAGCAGCAGCCAGACGUCGUACUGCGUACUGUCUCCGGUCAAGUGGUCCGACCUCAGGAAGUCCAAGUCCAUGGAUCCGGACCUCCACCACCUCCACCGCUCUCCAGGAGGAGGAGGAGGAGGAGGUUACCAGCCGGAGAUGCUCUCCUCCAGCCUCCUCAGCUGCUCCUCCUCACUGUCGUCCUUCUCAGACGCAGAUAAGCUGCUGUCUGCUCGGGUCUAUCCAGACUCCCAGAACCAGAGAGCCGGUGUGGAGCCUCCAGGAGGUUCUGGGAUGAUGUUCCCCCUCCCUGGGUGCAGCGUGGGCAGGCAGGACGGAUCCAAACCCUGGGCUCCUGGAGCUGGAGGAGGUGGAGGAGGACCGAGGGGCUUUGGAGGAGGAGGAGGAGGGGAGGUGGACGAGGAGACCAAGAAGAACCAGAACAUCAUCAACAUCGUCAGAGAGGGACAGAUCUCAUUGCUGCCUCACCUGGCGGCUGACAACCUGGAGCUGAUCAGAGACGAGGACGGGAACAACCUCCUCCACGUGUCGGCCUCUCAGGGCCACUCCGACUGCCUGCAGCACCUCACCUCCCUGAUGGGGGAGGACGGCCUGAACGAACGCAACAACCAGCAGCUCACCCCCGCUGGUCUGGGGGUCAAGAACGGUCAUCUGGAGUGUGUGAGGUGGAUGGUGAGUGAAACUGAAGCCAUAGCAGAGCUGAGCUGCACCAGAGAACAUCCCAGUCUGAUCCACUACGCUGCCCGCUAUGGACAGGAGAAGGUGCUGCUGUGGCUGCUUCAGUUCAUGCAGGAACAGGCCAUAUCUCUGGACGAAGUCGACCAGAACGGAAACACUGCCGUCCACGUAGCCGCUCAGUACGGACACCUCACCUGUAUACAGACUCUGGUGGAGUACGGAUCCAACGUCACCGUCCAGAACCAGCAGGGCGAGAGGCCUUCCCAGAGUGCCGAGCGGCAGGGACACACCACCUGUGCCCGCUACCUGGUCGUCGUGGAAACGUGCAUGUCGCUGGCGUCGCAGGUUGUGAAGCUCACCAAGCAGCUCAACGAACAGGCAGCAGAGAGGAUGACUCUACAGAAACAGGUGCAGAGACUAAUGGACCCCAACAAGGCAGAAGGAACACCCAACAGAUCGCCAAGCUCCCAUCAGCCCUCAGUGGAGGCGUGGCCUGAGAUGAUGCUGACGGCGGAGGGAACUCCGGGCGACGGCCACUGGUUGGUCCGUCAGGGCGGCGUGGGUCCGGACUCGGUGCUGAGGCAGCUGCUGGGGAAGGACUCCACGGAGCCGCUGUGCCCCAGAGAGAGGCUCCCUCCGGCGGGCAGCCUGAGCCGGGACGUCCCCCCUGGAGGCCGGAGGACCGGGCUGGUGGAGCGGCGGGAGCUGAAGCUGGCCCGCCUCAAACAGAUCAUGCAGCGCUCCCUCAGCGAGUCCGACUCGGACGGAUACCCGCCGGAGGAAGGUAAGAGCCACGGAGCCCCGCCCCCCGGCACGCUGCGACCCGAUAGGCCGUCCAACCUGCCGAUCGCAGAGGAGGAGCCGGCGUCCAAUCACCUGCAGCUGAUGAUGAGGAAGCACCUCCCCUCCUCCGACAGGAAGCUGGCGUUCUCCCUCAGCGGGUCCAAGUCGGUGGACGGCGUCGGCUUCAACCCGUCUCCGACCUCCAGCGACCCCGAGGCCGCCGACGGGAAAACGCCGCCGGACGCCGACGACGGCCAGAAGACGGCGACGAGCCCCAAGAGUGCCCUGAAGUCGCCGUCGUCCCGCAGGAAGACGUCCCAGAACCUGAAGCUGAGGGUCACCUUCGAUGAGCAGGUCCACCGGAGCUCCACCCAGGAGGCGGAGCCAACCAGAGCCAAGGACCGGACGGCGACAGGAAGCUCCGAGAGCAAGAGGCCGUUCGGAACGUUCCGGUCCAUCAUGGAGACGCUGAGCGGAAACUCCAACCACAACAACAACAGCAGCAGCAGCAGCAGCCAGGUGAGCAACAAACCCACCGGACACAACUCACCUGGCAGGAAGUCGGACAGUAAGAGCAGCCCGGGGGGCGGAGCUAAAGGCAAGAGCAAAAGCAGUAACGUUUAACGUGCCUCCUGGUGGCGGAAGACGGAACGACGCACAAAAACAGGAAGAACGGAGUCGGAUUAAACAGGAAGUGGAGGUUUUUAUUUUAUUUUAGUCCAUUUACGUCUCCUGAAGUAUUAAAUCUUCUCCUAAUUAGAUGCUAAAUUACCCAUAAAACUACGGUUCUCCUUUUAUUUUCUGACCUUCAUUAGUCUCAUGUCACCUUCAGGACAAAAUAAUCUGAACUCGAGGUUCGUUUUCUGUCUUUCUCUGGAGUUUUAAACACUAAAACUACUCAGAACCAAAGGAAAAACACUAAAUUAGCUUAAAAAAGUUCGUAUUUGCAGCAUUUUCCAUCAUUUAAACCAGUUUUUUCUCUGUUAAAUUGAUUGUACGAGAUUCAGAGCUCCGUUAUUUUUACACGAUUUCUAGAUUAUAGAUGAUCUCAGUGUUUGUUUGGUUUGGUUUUGCAUCUAUUUGUGUUUAUUUUUUGUUUUUUUCAUUGUUUUGUGUCUUUCUGUGGUCGUUUUGUGUCAUUUUCUGCUCUUUUUGUGCGUCUUUGAGGUUGUUUUGUUUUGUUUUCCAUCAGUUUUAGUCUCUUUCUGGACAUUUUGUGUUUUUUUUUCAGCUCUUUUUGUAUUGUUUUGUGCCCUUUUUGCAGCCAUUUUGCAUAUUUGUGUGUCUAAAAGGUGUUUGUUUCUGCGUUUGCAUUGGUUUCUGUUCAUUUUGUGUCUCUUUCUGUUGUUUUUGUGCGUCUUUGCUUUUGUUUUGUGUCAUUUUGCACUAACUUUGCGUCAGUUUGUGUUGAUUUUUCCUCUGUUUUUGUUCCUUUUACUCUCUUUCUGGUGAUUUUGUGCGUGUUUAGUGUUUUUUUUGUUUCUGUUUGUGUUCAUUUCCAUCAGUUUUAAUCUCUUUCUGAUCAUUUUGUGUCUUUUUUGGAUAGUUUUGUGUCCAGGAUGAGGUUCGCAUUGACUUUGCUUCUGUUUGUUUUCAUUUUCUGUCUCUUUCUGCUCUUUGUCUGCAUCUUUGUGGUUGUUUAAAGCGUCCUUCAGCUCCAGAAAACCGCCUUGAGUCGACCUUGAGAUAAGAUCACAUUCCAAAUAUCAGAAAUCUUCAACACUUCAGCGUAUUUCAGUCGUCCUGAGAGUUUCAUUCCUGUAAAUCGUCUUGUUUGUUUGACUUUUGUUGGUUUUUAAAGCCUGAAAGACAAAAACCAGAAGCAGAAAUCUCACUUUUGCCACAUUUGUAGUUUUUCCACUUUUAGUUUGCUUCAGGUUUUUUUUUGGUACAAAAGAGAUUUUCUGAUUUGUUGUUUGAUGAACUUUAAUAUUUAUGUUUCUGCACACUUUCAAUGAAACGUGGUUAUAAUCCUGCACACGUGCACAAAUACUUUACAACCACUGUAUAUAUAAAUAUAUAUAAAAUAGUAUUUAAUUUGUUUUUUUAACAUUAUAUUCCACUUUUUGUUUCUUUCUGUUGGUUUUCUCUCCACAGUGUUUAUCUAUGCAGUAUUUUGGGCAUGAAGUCGCCGCUAGUUGUGUUUUUUUGAGCGGCAGCAGCUUCGACUGACAUGAAGAAAGUUUUCACUCCACAGGUUUUAUCACAGAUUUCAUGAGAUCAACCGACUCGAGGCUGAAAUCUGACGAGAAAAUCAGCAAAAACAACAAUAAAAACAACAAAACAGGAAGUUUCUGGUGCAUAAACGCCUCUAAAGAUGUUUCAUCAAGGAUUGGCAGGAGAAUAAUCAGCAACUGUUUGAAUAAUUUAAGGAGAUUUUAGGAAAUUUCUGUGCAAAUUUCUCACAAAACUCCCCAAAAUCUUUAUUUUUACAUGAACUAAAGGUGUAGAAAGUUUGAAAAAAUAGUUUAUUAUUAGACUUUCACUAUGGAUUUUAAUGUUCCAGAUGUGUUUAUUGACAAUUUUGAAGCCACAGCAAAAAAGAAAUGAAAUUUAAAGACAUUCCUUGUCUUAAAUAUGAUCAUAGAUGAUUUUUUUUUGUGCACCUGCAUUUGUCUUUCUGCAGAAACUACAACUUCCAUUAGCUAAAUUAUUUUUAAAGUCUCAUUUUCAACAUUUUGACAUCGAUUUGGAACCAAAGAACCAAAGAAUCAGUUCUUGCGAUUAAUUUUAUAUUUUCCACGAUGUUCUGAAGUCCCUGAAGACAAAAUGAUGAUGAUCUUAAUAAGAUUUUCAGCUAAUUUAUCUGUUUAAAUGCUCAACAAAAACUGUCAAAAGUGAUUUUUACUGUAGUUUUAACAUAUCUUACAAUUUAUUUAUUUUGUUGAUUUUUUUUAAUCAUAUUAAUUUUUUUAACAAUAUUUUCCUGUAAAAUUAAACUAUUUUUACUUUUAUUUUACAGACAUUUUCCAUUAUUUAAAAGAUAUUGUUAUAAAGUCACAGAAAUAAAGUAUUAAUUCACAUUCAAACUUAAAAAAACAGCUCAGUGCUAUAAAUAAUGAAUAAUGUCCACAUAAGCAGGAAUUAAUAUCUGCGUAUCAGUAUCAAAAUGACAUAAAAAUAUUAGAUAUUGCCAAAAAUCCAAUAUAGUGAAUCCCGACUGUGUUUAAGAAAUAAAACAGGAAAAAUAAAAGCUGAUAAAUGAACUAAUUAUUGUGAUUUUCUGCUGAAAUUUUGGUGAAGUUUUUGGGAGCUGAGAUUAAACAACUGCUUUUAUUUUGUAGUUUUCUGGCCUUUAAAUGUUUAGUAGUGACUCCUAGAGGCUGCAGUGGGAAUUACAGCGUCGGAACGAGGUUUAAUUUAGGAAAAACUCAGUAUUUGAUCAUUUUUACCUCAGUGUUUAAUCUGAAACUUCACUGUCUACUUCCUGUUUUAUUGUGAAAUCAGUCAGAUUACAGCCUCUGUUGGUCAGAAGCUUGGAGAUGAACUGGAUCACGUCUGUUUUUAUUCAUACUGUUACAGUUUUCAUUCCUGUUCAUCCGGUUUACUGACUUCUGGUUUACAAUCAGUUUUUUACAGGUUUUUUUUACCGUUUUAAAGGUUUACAUGAAGCUGAAUCUGCAGGCGAUGCUGGAUGUUUAGGAAGUUCUGCUGCAAAAUCUCCAUCCAGGUUGCGUCCAAAAGUCUUUGAAUUAACCAGAAAUACCAUUUUUGAUUUGAUUUGAAGCAGCAGAACUUUAAAUAUUUCAUUUACCAUGAGGUGUUUUUACUCCAUAUCCAGCAGAUCUCAGAAAAACUCAACGUUUCUCCACAAUGACUGCUGGUUUAUUUCACAGGUCUGUAAUUAUUCUCAUAAUUUACCCAUUAUUUGGAAAGAAUUGUGUAAUUUGGUGCUACAUUUAGUCGAAUACUUUCAACUGAAAGACUUUUUAUUGAUGAAAAGCUGCCAAAAGUGAAAUCUGUUUACCGGAAGCCAAUAAUUCAACACAUUUGAGUUUAAAUUGAACCGUUUUUAUCAGAAUUAGCACCAAACUACAGGAUUUUUUCCUGAAUUUCCGGUUGAAUUAUCGUCAAACUACAGACCCGUGAAACGACCUGAAGGUUUAGAAGUUACCAGUUGUGUUGCUCGUUGCCAAACAGUGUUGUGUGUUGAUGAGAUGGUUUUUGUUGUUUAACUCGUCGAAGGACUCGAACGGAGCUCGAUCGGUUUCUAACGGACUGACGAUGAAUCGACUCGAUGUUUUACCCUCAAAGCAAAAAAACAAGAAAACUGUAAAUAAACGAAACAUCGGUGAAUGUUGGAGCAAAUUUUCUACUAACCAGACGUCCUUCUGUUAUUUAAACUGUUGAAGACGAACUGAAAUAAAUUUUAUUUCUGGACUUUCA